Messenger RNA from Acanthopagrus latus (yellowfin seabream), 1736 nucleotides. It is a transcript of the gene marc1, whose product is annotated as mitochondrial amidoxime reducing component 1. The transcript is spliced from 8 exons. Gene Ontology annotation, cellular component: mitochondrial inner membrane. Lineage: Eukaryota; Metazoa; Chordata; Actinopteri; Spariformes; Sparidae. The record is from RefSeq and is a predicted model, not a curated record. Gene Ontology annotation, molecular function: molybdopterin cofactor binding; pyridoxal phosphate binding; molybdenum ion binding. Gene Ontology annotation, biological process: nitrate metabolic process. Bases 22 to 1116 code for a protein of 364 amino acids.
UUCUUCUCCGUUUUUAGAAAAAUGAAAAUUAUUGGCGUCUGUGUACGAGGGUCCCUGAACGUCACACGCAGAGCCUCCCCCUGUGAAAGUUCAGUGGUCGUGCAGAAAGUCUGUUCGGGCUGUAAAAUGGACCUGAAAGCGCUGGUCGUGGACGCGCUGGCCCAGCGUAAGACAACCGCUCUUCUGAUCGGUGGAGCCGGCGUUGCUUUUCUGGGAUUUGGCCUCGGAUAUAAAUAUCUGCGAAAGCCAGAAAAGCUUGUUCGUGUAGGCGUCGUGUCGCAGCUCCUCAUUCACCCUCUCAAGUCUGGCAGAGCGGCGUCUGUGGCGCUCGCAGAGUGCCAGAAGUUCGGCUUGAAGUUCGGAGAGCUGCAGGAUCGUCACUGGCUGGUGGUCAAAGAUGACGGUCACAUGGUGACGGGCAGACAGCAGCCUCGCCUGGUGUUGGUGUCUCUGACCUGCGAGGGAGGUCACGUUUGUCUCAACGGACCAAACAUGGAGGAGCUGCGGUUCCCCUUCAAACAGGCCGACAACCCGGUCCUCAACUGCAGAGUGUUUGGCGACAACAUUCAGGGACGGGACUGCGGCGACGAAGCGUCUCGCUGGCUCACAGAUUAUCUGGGGACGGGGCAAACCUUUCGCUUGGUGCACUUCGAACCUCAGAUGAAAGCCAGAUUGUCAGUGGAAACUGAGCCUCUUUUCCCAAAGUCCGAGCAAGUUGCCUACCCAGAUGUAGGACCUGUGAUGCUGCUGUCCGAGUCCUCUGUGAAAGAUCUCAGCAGCAAGCUGGAGAAGGACGUGACGGUGGAGCGUUUCCGCCCGAACAUCGUCAUAAGUGACUGCCAAGCGUUCGAGGAGGAUUCAUGGGAAGAGCUCCAGAUUGGCAGCGUGAGGCUGCAGCGUGUAAUGUCAUGUGGACGAUGCGUUUUCACAACAGUUGACCCUGAAACUGGUGUAAUCUCCAGAAAAGAGCCUCUGGAAACACUGAAAAGUUAUCGUCUGUGCAAACCAUCCGAGAAGCACAUCUACAAGUCGGCUCCGCUGUUUGGACAGCUGCACGUCGUGAAGCAGACGGGCAUCCUGCAGGUCGGCGACGUGGUGUACCAGAUCAUCCGCUGAUCGAAGGAGGGGGGAGUCAGAUUCUCUCUCAGAAACAAGCCAACGAGUAUCAAGUCUGGGAGGGGGGAGAAAAAAAUCUUUGCUAUCAGCACUAUCACUGUGAAAUCACUGGGCCAGUUCACACUAAAGAAAGCACUUUUAUAAAUGUAUUAUACACAAAUAAUGAAGAACACUGAAGCUGCAACAGAAAAAUCAGUGUUUGUGAGAUGAGACUGUGGUUCAGAGAUCCGAUGCAGAACAACAACGAACAAUUUCCACAGCGAGUUGUGUUCUGCGUCCACGUUAUGCAACACUAACGGUGCCUGUAUUAAGCUCACGUCACAUUGAGUUCACUGGUAAUUAAAUCCUGUAAGUACACGCUGCUAUUAAAGAGAGAAAUUAAACUGCCUGAAUUCUACGCAGCAAACUUUACACGUGUAAUUAUUUCCUGGAAUAAAUGAGGCCGGAAACGAUUGCUGAGCAACGGCAACCUCUGGUAUGGAAAAGAAAUAUAUAUAGCAGAGCGUUUGAGGUGUUAUCUGUCUGACUGUUGGAACGUCUGAAUACAUUUUCACGUUUUCACAUAUUAAGGUGUGAAAGCAACUAAUGUAAAUACAAAUCAUUAAAUCAUUGGCAUCAAG